This is a messenger RNA of Mangifera indica (mango), 990 nucleotides long. RefSeq names its product NAC domain-containing protein 41-like. Gene Ontology annotation, biological process: regulation of DNA-templated transcription. Gene Ontology annotation, molecular function: DNA binding. NCBI's taxonomy places the organism in Eukaryota, Viridiplantae, Streptophyta, Magnoliopsida, Sapindales, Anacardiaceae. The coding region runs from base 1 to 990 and encodes 329 amino acids. The transcript has a single exon. The record is from RefSeq and is a predicted model, not a curated record.
AUGCAAAACCCAUUUUCUUUUUCUCAAGAAACUCAAUUCCCACAAAGUCCUGCUUUCAAUUUUCCUCAUCCAGCACAGCAUAAUUCACCUCCAGCUUCUUAUCUGAUGCAACGACCUCCUUCUUUCCUGCCCAUCCAAUCCUUCCCUUCGUAUUUUGAUUCCAUGGCUUCCAUGCAAUUCCCGAAAAACUUCACUAUGAUUUUUCCUGGCUUAAAGUUUCGUCCUACCGAUGAUGAACUCAUUGGCCAUUACUUGCACCACAAGAUUUUUUGUGGUUUACCAUUGUACCGUUAUUUCAAUAUCAAAGAUUGCGAUCUCUAUGGUUCCCAGGAACCUUGGGAGAUAUGGGAGUUUUAUAAGAGAAAUUCAGGUGAUGAUGAAGAUCUUUAUUUUUUCACUGUCUUGAAGAAAAAGUCCAGUAAUGGCAAAAGAAUUUGUAGGAGAAUCGGUUCAGGUUCUUGGAUGGGUGAGGAUGCAGCAAAGGAAAUUCAAACCAACGGGAAGGUAAUCGGGUCCAAAAAAAGAUAUAGAUACGAAAAUAAAGGGUCAGAACAUGACGGAGGGUGGAUAAUGCAUGAAUAUUCUUUGUCGGGUCAUGAUGAAUAUGUUCUCUGUCGAAUUCGAAAGAAUGAUCGACCAGCUAAGAAAAAGGGUUUGGAAAAGAAGAGGAAGUUGAAUGAAGUUGAAAAUUUUGAUGAGAAUCUUGGGUCAAAUAAAAUUUUCAAGGCACAAAAUUAUCAAGAACAGGUGAAAUCAGAAGCCACAACACCUGUGAAUAAUAAUGAUGUUAUUGAAGACAAUGCAGCAAAUUUAUCUCUUCUAGAAGUGAUUUUUCCUGGUGUGACUAAUGAUCUUGAUUGGGCUGACCUUGGAGAUUUAUUUGUUGAAGAAGAACAAGUACAAUCUUCCUUCCGUGUAGUUGAUGAUGGUCGUGGAAGCAAGUUUGAAACUGCUACAGGUUCAAGUGUUGAGUUGAAGGAGAAGUUGUAG